This is a messenger RNA of Chiroxiphia lanceolata (lance-tailed manakin), 5524 nucleotides long. It is a transcript of the gene TNFAIP1, whose product is annotated as TNF alpha induced protein 1. Gene Ontology annotation, biological process: protein homooligomerization; negative regulation of Rho protein signal transduction; proteasome-mediated ubiquitin-dependent protein catabolic process. The transcript has 7 exons. Gene Ontology annotation, cellular component: Cul3-RING ubiquitin ligase complex. NCBI's taxonomy places the organism in Eukaryota, Metazoa, Chordata, Aves, Passeriformes, Pipridae. The coding region runs from base 439 to 1377 and encodes 312 amino acids. The record is from RefSeq and is a predicted model, not a curated record. Gene Ontology annotation, molecular function: ubiquitin-protein transferase activity; protein binding.
CGGCCCCGCUGUGCCCAGCCGGGUUCGGGUUGUUCCUCUCCCGGCGGUGCCGAGCGGGGGUUGUUCCCUGUUCCCUGUUCCCCACGCGGGGCAGGAGGGCAGGGCAGGAAGGAGGGACGUGGGGAGUUUUCUGCCGUGUCAAAGCGGGUAAUUAAAGGUCUCGCGGCUGUUUGCAGCCAAGGCCCCACAGCUCCUUAACAGACAUCACUUGUAGCGUUUGCUUAGUUGUAAUAAGGGAGUUAUUAAUUAGGAAUAACGUUGUGUUUUAGGUCUAAGUUCAGCAGUUCUUCCAGUCUCGGGCAGUUUUAAGACACCAUUGUAGCUGCCAGGUGAUGAGCGCUCCGUGCCCGUCCCCGCCGGGACACGCGUGACCGCAGCACCACGGCGGGGCCCGCCCGGCCCACGCGCUGCAGGGUCAUCAUCUACCUCCAGAAGGACAUGUCUGGGGACACGUGCCUCGCCCUGUGCCCCGGCGCGGGGCCCAAGCCCAAGGCUGGCAGCUUCAAGGGGGGCAGCCUGGGCAACAAGUACGUGCGGCUGAACGUGGGCGGCUCCCUGUACUACACCACGGUGCAGGUGCUCACCAGGCACGACACCAUGCUCAAGGCCAUGUUCAGCGGCAGGAUGGAGGUGCUCACGGACAAGGAAGGCUGGAUCCUUAUAGACCGUUGUGGGAAGCACUUUGGAACAAUUUUAAACUACCUGCGAGAUGACACAAUUGCACUUCCAAAGCACAGGCAGGAGAUCAAAGAGUUGAUGGCAGAAGCCAAAUACUAUCUCAUCCAGGGCUUAGUGGACAUGUGCCAAGCAGCCUUACAAGACAAGAAAGACCUGUAUGAGCCAGUCUGCAGCAUCCCUAUUAUCACCUCUCCGAAGGAGGAAGAGAGACUGAUAGAGUCAUCACUGAAACCUGUUGUUAAGCUGCUUUAUAAUAGAAGCAACAAUAAAUACUCCUACACCAGUAACUCAGAUGACAACCUGCUGAAGAACAUCGAGCUGUUUGACAAGCUCUCUCUGCGGUUCAACGGCAGAGUCCUGUUCAUCAAGGAUGUGAUUGGGGACGAGAUCUGCUGCUGGUCCUUCUACGGGCAGGGCCGCAAGCUGGCCGAGGUGUGCUGCACCUCCAUCGUCUACGCCACCGAGAAGAAGCAAACCAAGGUUGAAUUCCCCGAGGCACGGAUUUAUGAGGAAACACUAAACGUCUUACUGUAUGAAACCCCACGGGUCCCUGAUAACUCCCUGCUGGAGGCCACGAGCCGGAGCCGGAGCCAGGCGUCGCACAGCGAGGACGACGAGGGCUUCGAGCUGCGCGACCGCGUGCGCCGGAUCCACGUCAAGAGAUACAGCACCUACGACGACCGCCAGCUCGGCCACUAGUGCUGAGCCAGGGCAAGCCUUGGUCAGGCUGGGCUCAGUGUGCUUGGAGCAGGAUCAGGCAGCAGGGAGGGAUCACUCGGGCUCUGGGGAUUGAUCUUCAUUUGGCGUCUUGGCUCCCUGGACGAGCAAACGGGCGUUUGUGCGCACGGAGCACCACUGAAGGCUUGGAGAGCUGAGGUGUGAGUUCUGCACCACGUGCUUUGCCUACAGACUGUCCCCUCUGCCUGCCAGGGCAGGGGUGAGAUUUGUAACACUGGUUCUCAGUUUGGGGUUGCUUUCCUAUCUCACAACUCGCCGGUUUCCCGCUUCCUGUGAGCAGUGGGGUGGCGCGGUUUGAAAAGCUUUCUCCAGACACCUGCCCCUUCAGGGCCUUGCAUGAUGGAACGUGCAGUUUUUAAAUCGAGACACUGAAGAGAGAACUCGAACGUGACUAUGCUUGGCAGACACUACAUGUGAUAACCCCCAGGAGAAAUGGUUGGCCAGCCAGCUGCCAGCAGUCAGGUGCACUGCACGUGUGCUUUCUCCCACCCCUUUCCUCAGGACACCUGCAAAGGUUUGUGUUUCAGGACAGCUCCCUUUAAAAGUCAUCGAGUCCAAGGCAAGCUCUCCCAAAGUGACAAGAGCCAAGUCAUCAAGCAACCUCCCCUUGUGAAAAAUGAGAAGUCUUUGAAAAUUUAAAUAUGUAUGUAAUGACUUGUCCUGGGAGAUGGAGAAAUGAGUAUGGAGAGGGAAGAAGCUUCAAGUCAGCAAACUUGAGCAGAUUGUGGCAGGGUUGCCCUUGUUGAGGCUUGUGACAGUGAAAUCCUGUUUAUAUAAACAAGGACAAUCCAUGGAAUUACUUUUCCAUUAGUUUCCUCCUGCAGCGGGGGAAAAAUUGCAGUGGCUGGGGAGGUACAGGCUAAACAGUGUUUUAUAAGGCUACAUCAUGUGAAUUCAAGUUCUGUGUUUUAAAUCACUUUUAGAGCAUAGAACUUGAAGUGGAAAGAGAAGAACAGGCAUGAAAAUCUUGUUCUAGCAAGAAACUGCAAGGGGCCUUGGGCACAGGAGAGAGGUGGCUUAUACUGGAUUUUAAACCGAAAUAAUCACUUUUAUCCUGAGUGCUUGGCUGGGUGCUAAUUGUACAGGGCACUUCAGGAGGUUGGAGUCAAGUCUGCUCUGCAAAUUGGGUCUCUGGAAACAGCUUCAAGUUUAGUAUGAAAAGCCAUUACUGUAUUUUUAAAUGUUUGCUUGUAUGUCUGAGCUCUGGGUUGCAUAUUCCAGUUUCACCACUGUUAUUAAUGGUUAUUCCUGCUGGCUGUCCACUGGCAGCAAUGGAUAUGUUGGAUAUGCUGCUCUUGUGUUCCCAUAUUGUACUUGGCCAUGGAAGCUCCAGAUUCCAUGAGGGUUGGUCCUGAACUGCUUUGGCCAGUGCCAAAUCUACCUGUAAGAUUUAAAGAAAAUUACUGCAAAAGCCUACAAGAAAAAAAAUCUCAAAUUAAUGCAGUGAGGGAUUGAGAUGUAGAUGGUUUGGGAGUACUGGAAGCAGGGGAGGGAACAAAAAGAUUCUUUGCACUCAUUGAGGUUUUUGAAAACAGAAUUGCUGGGGGUUAAUAAGAAAACACUAAUGGCUAUAAACUUUCCGGAUUUUCUUGCAUGGCCAGGCCUCUACACAAGGCAGGAUUCACUUCUUUCUCUCACAUUCAGGAAGCAGCACUGCACAGAGAUGCACCUGCCUUGUGAAAGGCCUCUUGAAAACUCUAAUAACCUCUUCUCUUUUAUAUUGCUCUCUGUAAGUUUUUGUUUUCCAGCUGUUAUUCUGUUGUGCCAGGGAAAAUACAUCUGCUGAGAUUAGUUUAGGCAAAGAUUUUUGUGGUAUUUCUGUCUAAUUCUGCUAGAGUGUGAUGUGGAUUUUUAAAAUUUUUUCCCUCCAGUGAUGGUAUUUAAUUUGAAGCCACCAGCAGAGGCUGCAGUGAUAGAGUCUUUGUGCUGCACUCAAUAGGUUCAGUUUAUUCUCUUGUGCUUUUUCCAUCUUGUAACAAAGGCUGCUGCCAUUUAAAAUCCACGUGUGGCACUUGUUUCUUGGAAAAUGAUUUGUAUUAUUUUUUUCUUGCUACUAUCAUAGUGAAUGUUAGCAGGUUAAGUGAUGCUGGUAGCCUUGCAAAACUGUGUUAAAAAAGUUAUAAGCAUAAAAAUGUCAUAUUUGCAUUUCUUUCCUCUGGGGAGGACAGGUAUGGGAAGGAGGGUGUGAAAGUGUCAGAUCCAUGUGCUGCUCCAGAGGCUUUCUGUGCUCCCAGGAGUCAUUAAUGAAAUGGAUCCAACUUGUGAAUUAUUACACUGUAAGAAACAGAGAAAAGCUUGUGUUUUGGUUUAGUUGGUUUUCUGUCCCUGUCUCCCAUAGCAAACAAGUAGUAUGAAUUUCUGAUUUGAAUUUAGAUUAAAUUAACCUUGAAAACAAAAUGUUUUGAGAACCAUCUGGGUUGUGAGAAUCUUCUGCCAAGUGCAAAGGAACUUCUUGGUGUUUGUGGAAUGUGGAAUCUCAGUAAGAAGUGUCAGCAGUUAUGUAUGUGCUAAAAAUGUGCAGAUAUCCUUUUCAUUUCACUUGAGAGUCCUUGUCUAGAACUGCUCCAGCACAGGAUGUUACUGAGUGUACCUCACACCAAAAUCAUGGCUGUGGUGUCUCUGACCACCAGGUUCUGAUAAUUCCAUGAUGUAACACAUGCUUUGUAUUCUCAUCUUAAUCAGCCUUUUUGUGAUUGAAGGCUGUGAAUUAUUUUGAGAGGAACAUUCUGGUUGUUCUAGAACAUGUUUUUACAUGUUCUCCUGGUGGAAAGGAGAAGCAGCAGCACUGAGCAGGAUGAUGCAGGUUAAAGGCAGCAUUGGUGGGUUUGCAGUGGGCUGCCCAUUGCUCGAGGGAACACUGGCUGUGCUGCCUGGGGGUCCUCUGCUGGCUCUGUGUUAAUGAGGUGCCUGGGAGUUUGGGGUAGCCUUUGGGAGGAAGGAGAGGCCUUUUUGCCUCAUUUGUAGGGUGUGAAUUCUGACUGCAUUAACUGGCAUUCUUCCAGGACUCACUGUCCUCUUCACUCCUGAAUUUAAGCAAACCUUUGAGCAUUCAGGCAGGCUGAGGCAAUGAAUGGAAACUGUUCCCUGCCAUCCUUGCCCAAUCCUGUGCUAAAGGCUGCAGUGCCAACAGCCUUGGUCCUUCUCCAGGGAAGGGGUCUCAGUGACUGGGGAACAGAUAUUCAGGAUCAGUGUUAGAGGGGAGAGCUCUGCAGGCAGCAGCUCCAGCCGCUGAUGAACGCCGAGACAAAACUCACUGCUUAACCUUCACCUUGACAUUUAGUUUUUGGAACAGCAGACAUUUAUCCUGCCAUGAUGUUCCACUCCAGCGACUUUUAUCUUUUGCGGUUCUUGGUUAAAAUGGAGGAUAACUGGCUGGGACUGGAAGGCAUUGCAGGGGGCAGUGGUGUCACUGAGAGCUGCGUUGGAAUGGGCAGUACUUACCGUGGGCUUGCUUUGACUUUUAUUUUAUUUUUUUUCCCCUGAGGGUUUUUAAUUUUCAGACCCAAUUCCCUCGAGGCAACACCGAUGAACAUAGCUGAGAUGAACUGGAUGGGUCUGGCCCAGCAGGCCCUGCCCUACACAGUUGGAUUGUAUCUUCUGACAAUCCUUGGCAUUCGACCUUCUCAGCCAAAUUCCACCCCCGGUGCUGUUGGCAGAGCCGAGGUGUCUGUGGGAGGGGAGUGGGCACCAGUCCCACUCCAGCUCUGUCACUCCCUCGGGCACACAGGGCAGGAUGUGUUUUCUGUAUAUGUGUAAUUUCUCCUCAUCUAAUAAAGUGGUGAUAACACCCUCCCCUACCUCAGAGGGAUGUUGUAUUAAUUUGUUUAAUAGUAGUAAAGGAUUCCUUUGGAUUUCUAUAAUAUUUUGUAUCCAGAAUACAAGUAUGACUGCUGAUCUUGUUUAAACUGACAUUCUGUGAUCAAGUUGUUUUCUUAAAGCAUCAGUCUUUGUUUUAUUUUUAUGUCUAACUUUUUUAGGGUCAGUCUUACCCAUGAAUUACUUAGUUAAUGCAGUAAUUAAUUAGGUGUUGAUUAAAGUGUUUUAUCAGUGCAUUAAAUGGAAAUGGAACACUAAUUUUUAAUAAAGUGUUAUAUUUUGUCUUCUGUGA